GAAGUGCGUCGCCGCUCGGUGGGCGGGGAGCAGCGAGCCGCCCGCCGCCGGGAGCCUGUUAGGAGCUGGCGCCUGCGCAGUGAAUGAGCGGCAUCAUCGCAACGGCGCCGGAAGGAGACACCGGAAGUGCGCCGACGCUAAGGGGCGGGGGGAGCGCGAGGAGGAGGAGGAGCCGCUGCGCCGCCCAGGCUUGCUUCAAAGUUCUGUUGGCCUUAAGAAACCAAGCAAGGAGGUGAUGAAUGAGGACAUCCGUAUCCACACGUGGCCCUGCUCCUACUACCUUACCGCGGAGAGACGAUGGAUUUCCGGCAAGCUCUCACUGACGCCCGUUUCCGUCAGAUUCACAGCUGACAAAUCUGGGGAGCUCCUGGCCAGCUUCCCUCUUACAAGCAUCAGCGAGAUCAAGAAGGAGUCCUCCAACUUCAUCUUCAGUUCCCUCACUAUUCUGGAGAAGGAGAACACCAAGCACUGGUUCAGUUCUCUUCAGCCGAACCGCAAUGUGGUCUUCAACAUCCUGGAACACUUUUGGAGGGAGCAGCUGUUUGCCUCUGAUGGGGCUGGAUCUCAGGCCUGUUCUUCUACCCAGACAUCCAAGGGGAAGGAGCUCACAGGCUUGCUGGCAGGAUCUCAGAAACGCUUGGAAGACACUGCAAAGGUGCUGGAGCACCAGGGUGAACAGUUCGAUAACAUCAUGAAGGGACUGAACAAGAUUGAGUCAGAGAUGGAUGUUGCAGACAGGCUGUUGUCGGAACUGGAAUCACCAGCUUGGUGGCCAUUUGGUGGCAAGCAGCUGAAGGGACCAAUAGAGGUCAAGCCAAAGGAGGCUCCAUCAGUUUCAGUUUCUGGAAACAAGGAUGGAGUCAUCAUGUGCAUCCCGGUUAUUAUCACUGAAAGGACAGACUCUAACGUCAAGCCAGGAAAACUCACCCUCCUGGCUUCUGGUCUGGAGAUCAACGACUCCAGUUCUCAGCUCCUUCACCGGUUUGACAAGAAGGAUGUUGAUGAUGUCAAGGUUCACACGCCGUAUGAAAUCAGCAUCCGCCAGAGGUUCAUCGGGAAGCCAGACAUCAGCUACCGACUGUUGUCGGCAAAGAUGCCGGAAACCAUCCCCAUCUUGGAGAUGCAGUUCAGCAAGAAAAUACAGUUCAUGGAGGAUGCUCUGGGGUUUGUUGGGGCAAGGAAGUCUCAGCGGGAAGACUCAGUGGGGACUUCCAUUUGGCAAGCAGCAACCGGACUGAUAGGAAGCAUGGUGCAAAGUGGAUCGGCACCCUCGUCCUCUCGAGGAGCGGGAGCUGGCCAGCAGGCUCAGGUGCAGAUGCAAGAGCCGGUCGUCUCUGACUCCGAGGCUCAAGAACUGAAACAGAUUCUGCGGAAACUCAAGGGCCUGGCCUUGGAAACUGAAACGGAACUGGAAAGGCAAGAUGAAUCCCUUGAUGUCAUCACCUCUUCGGUGGACCGAGCCACCAUGAACAUUGGCAAGCAGAACCGCCGAAUGAAGAGGCUGACGUAGCCCUCCACAAGAAGCUGGUUGCAGCCACGCACGCACAAAUGGCAGAUUGGCACGCAAGCCGUGUGGCCUCAUGUUAAUUGCGCCAGCUGCCGUAAAGCUCUUGAAAGGGGCUCGUGGUUAGAAGGAGAAAAGAUUCCACAAUGGAGGCCAUUUUGGGAGACUGUUUCUGGAUGAAGGGAAUGCUCUCUUACAAUAUGGUGAUGGUAAAAGCAUCAUCUUUCCUGCUAAACUGUCCAAUAAUGUGAAUGAAAGACUUGAGACCACCAUGCUGCAUGCUCGUUGGGAGCUUUGGAAAGAAAUUGUGUCCUGCAGCACAAGCAAUUUAGUCGCAUGCAGUACUGGAUUAGACCAUGGCACAUCGGAGGGUCUUCUGAAGCCCACUCCCAGAAAUGGAGGCAAACUGUGAUUUGCAGUUCUCAUCCUUAACUGGCCUGACUGCUUUAAUAAUUCAAAUCAUUCAAAUAGCACUUUUUGUUUACACAGUUCUAGGGAGGGAGUGGCUGGCAUGUUCCAGCUUUAAUCGCAUGUGAUUAACAAACCACCAAAACCCAAUUUAGUCCUAAGAGCAGUCCUGCCGGAGCCCACUUAGUCCAGCAUUCUGUUGCCAGCAGUGACCAUCAAGGAGUUCCUGGAAGACUCAUCAGUUGGGCGAAGACCAUGGUCCUCUGAACGUGGAGGUUCCGUUUGGCAAAUACGGUCCACAGCCUCUGAUGGACCAUUUUGCCUCCUCUCGUUUCAAAGCCUUCUGCACUUGUUCAAAUUGUUUGUUAACGUAAUUGGGCUGACUGGUCAACUCCAUCUGGUAACCCAGAACUGAAAUCCUCUUCUAGCACUACUGCUUUUUCUGUACAGACAUUUAAGAAAUGGAGUGAGAAAGCCAGUCUUAUGCCUAGGUUGCACCUUAACACAGGGGUUCUUGAACUUGGGUCCCCAGGUAUUGUUGGGCUACAACUCCCAUCUCAUUGUGUCAGGGGGUGAUGAGAAUUGUAGUCCAACAUCAUUUGGGGACCCAAGUUUGAGAACAUAUUUAAAAUGGUUGAAAAAGGAAUGACUAUAAAUAAUACCUGAACUUCAUGGGUCUUGUUGUGUUAGAACAUAUAUAACUAAAUAUGAUUAAACAUCAUGAUAUCACGUA
Hemicordylus capensis (graceful crag lizard) is the source of this 2645-nucleotide messenger RNA. RefSeq names its product synaptosome associated protein 47 (gene SNAP47). Bases 236 to 1510 code for a protein of 424 amino acids. Gene Ontology annotation, molecular function: syntaxin binding; SNAP receptor activity. Gene Ontology annotation, cellular component: plasma membrane; SNARE complex. NCBI's taxonomy places the organism in Eukaryota, Metazoa, Chordata, Lepidosauria, Squamata, Cordylidae. Gene Ontology annotation, biological process: synaptic vesicle fusion to presynaptic active zone membrane; synaptic vesicle priming; exocytosis. The transcript is spliced from 6 exons. The record is from RefSeq and is a predicted model, not a curated record.